Messenger RNA from Xenopus tropicalis (tropical clawed frog), 2154 nucleotides. RefSeq names its product G-protein coupled receptor family C group 6 member A. The transcript has 5 exons. Gene Ontology annotation, cellular component: plasma membrane; membrane. Lineage: Eukaryota; Metazoa; Chordata; Amphibia; Anura; Pipidae. Gene Ontology annotation, biological process: G protein-coupled receptor signaling pathway. The record is from RefSeq and is a predicted model, not a curated record. Bases 1 to 2154 code for a protein of 717 amino acids. Gene Ontology annotation, molecular function: G protein-coupled receptor activity.
AUGGCCUUUGGAACACCGUUUGUAGGAACGCAGUAUGAGCCGAAGAUCUCCGCUGCCUGUACUUUGAAUUCCCAAAGCAGCCGAAGCUAUCAGCAGGAAGGGGAUAUCAUUUUGGGAAUUCUUAUUGAGCUCUUCUUACACAAAAUGACCACGGAUGAAAUAUUCAUGGAAGAACCUUUAACAUUUGUAAGAUGUAUUGGCUAUUCUCCUCAAUAUUACCGGCACUAUCUGGCAGCCAUAUUUGCUACAGAAGAGAUCAACAAGAACCCUGAUAUAUUACCAAAUAUCACCUUAGGUUUCCAUAUUUUUGACACAUGUUCCAGCGAAAGAGAAGCACUGGCAGAUAUUAGUUAUGGAACUCCGGAUUCCAGCUUCAGUGAUAGAAUACAUUUUCCAACAUUUUACAGUACUAUGACCAGUGAGAACACUCAGAAUAAAGCCGUUAUUCACCUCCUCAAAACAUUUAACUGGACGUGGGUGGGAAUUUUAUCAUCAGAUGAUGCCGAUCGCCACGUAAGGAAUGAAAAACUAAAAGCUAAGAUCAUUGACAGUGGUGCUGCUUGUGUUGAAUUUUUCAGUGUAGUUAAGGAGAAAGAUCCUGGUAACUUGUAUGUCCUUAAGAAAACAAUAGAAAAGUCAACUGCAAAUGUUAUCAUAGUGGACAUAAACAUGAGGUAUUUUAUUGAUAUUCUCUGGAGCUUGGCAGAUAACUCUGAAAGGAAAAUCGUUUGGAUAUCUUCCAUUGUCACAUCGAGCGUACUGGUAAACUACCAAAUGAAAGCAUUAAAUGGAUCCCUACUUUUAGCGUUACCCCAAGGGGAGAUACCUGGUCUGCAAGCGUUCAUUUACGGUGUAAACCCUUUGACAUUUUCAAGGGACCCUAUAACUGCCUCUCUGUGGGAUGAAGUAUUUGCUCAACUAAAUGAAAUAGGAACCAUAAAUAACAGAAAUGGCUCUUUGAAAACCCUUGAGCCGUACAUUCCCAGCUUUAACACCUACAGACUGACCUAUAAUACAUACAUAUCUGUGUAUGCUCUGGGACAUGCUCUCCAUAAUAUGUACAUGGAUAGUAUUAGCAACAGGUUGGAUUCUUCACAGUUUUUGGACACUUUCAAGCCAUGGAAGAUCCCUCAUUCUACCUGCAGCAAGAACUGCCAUCCUGGUUCAAGAAAGAUUCUAAUCAAGGAGAUGCCAGUUUGUUGCUAUAACUGUAUUCAGUGCUCAGAAGGAGAAGUAUCUACUGUUUCUGAUAUGGAAAACUGUGUGAGAUGUCCUAAAAUCCAGUGGUCGAAUGAGCAGAGAGAUAAAUGCAUCAUGAAGACCUUGGACUUUCUCUCUUUUGAGGAUCCUUUAGGACUGUCUCUGGCGUUUAUGGCUAUUUUUCUGUCUAUAUUAGCAACAGCAGUCUUAAUCAUCUUUAUAAAGUACAAACAUACAACUAUAGUGAGAGCAAAUAACAGAGAGCUUAGUUAUUAUCUUCUUAUCUCCCUGAUAUUGUCUUUUCUCUGCUCUUUAUUAUUUAUUGGUUGGCCAAUGAAGGGCACCUGUUUAUUAAGACAAGUUGUAUUUGCUAUUACCUUUACCUUCAGUAUCUCCUCGGUGUUGGGCAAAACUCUUACUGUUGUAAUUGCCUUCAAUGCUACUAGGCCUGGAAGCAAAUUAAGAGUCUGGGUUGGUACAAGGAUCCCAAAAUGCCUUGUGUUGCUUUGCACUCUUGUAGAGAUUUUUAUCUGCUCGUUGUGGCUGAUCAUUUCUCCCCCAUUUCCAGAGUAUGACACUGAGUCCCACACAGCAACAAUGAUUUUGCAGUGCAAUGAAGGAUCGGCUUUUGCUUUCUACACUGUUGUUGGCUAUAUUGCAUUUUUGGCUUUUAUAUGCCUCUUUGUUGCUUAUCUUUCUCGUAAAUUACCAGACAUAUUUAAUGAAGCUCAGUAUAUAACUUUCAGCAUGUUGGUGUUCUGCAGUGUCUGGGUCUCCUUUAUCCCAGCCUAUCUGAGCACCAAGGGCAAGUAUUUGACAUCCGUGGAGAUAUUUGCCAUACUCGCUUCCGGAUCCGGACUUCUUGCCCUUAUAUUUGUACCCAAGUGCUAUAUCAUUCUUUUGAAACCUGAACAAAACACUAGAAUAUAUUUAAUACAAUUAAAAAAUAAAUAA